CCCAACCGAAUCACUCAUUAAUCUCUCUUUGGCGUUUCCUUCUACUACUACAUAACUGUUAUCGUUUUCGUUUCUCCUUAUAUAUUCUUCGUGCAGCCGAGUCAUAUUCAACAUCAUCAUGGCUUGCUCUUCACCGUCUUCUCUGAUUACCCAAGGUCCAGAUGCGUCACCUACGCUGCAACAACGCCUCCAAUUCAUCGUCCAAAGAAGGCCUGAAUGGUGGGUUUACUCCGUUUUCUGGCAAGCUUCAAGGGAUGCUCAAGCUCACGUUGUUUUAUCAUGGGGUGAUGGCUAUUUCCGUGGGACACGAGACUUUACAGGCAAAUCUUGCAAUAAAAUGAUCCAACAGAGGAAGGGAUCGGGAAAAGAGGUGCAAGAUUUUUUUACCGAAUUGGACAUGGACCGAAUGGUGGAUGGCGCUGGUGCUGGCGACUGCGGCGAUCUCACCGACUACGAGUGGUUCUAUACUGUAUCGAUGACUCAAUCCUUUGCUGUUGGAGACGGCAUUAUCGGGAAAGCUUUUGGCUCAGGCUUGCAUAUUUGGUUGAGUGGAGAUCAUGAACUCCAAUCGUACCCAUGUGAGCGAGUUAGAGAAGCUCGAAUGCGAGGGAUUCAGACCCUACUGUGUCUUCCCACACCCCUUGGAGUGAUCGAGUUGGGAUCUUCGGAGAUGAUCGUGGAAGACUGGGGCACGGUGCAACUUUGUAAAUCAAUAUUCAGUUCAAAGCAGGCCACAGGCCAUGAAUCUCAAGUCAAGAUUUCGACCACCGGUAUCCCUUUUCUCGAUUUCGGAAUGGUUUCAGGUGACCAAAAGGAUCCGAUUCCAAGUUUAAACCGGUUUUCACCGGACUCCGGUGUUGAUUCCGAUAACAAUUUCGCCUCUGAAGGCACGGAGUCUAACAGCAGCCGACCGAAAAAGAGGGGACGCAAACCGGGGAGUGGGAAAGAAUCACCCAUAAACCACGUCGAAGCAGAGCGGCAGCGGCGCGAGAGGCUAAACCACCGGUUCUACACACUCCGAUCCGUCGUUCCAAACGUAUCGAAGAUGGAUAAAGCAUCUUUGCUUUCGGAUGCAGUAGCCUACAUCAAGGAACUGAGAUCAAGGAUCGACAAAUUAGAGACUGAACUCUUGGUACAAUCCCAGAAACCAAAGUUGAAUCCCAUCAACGUCUUCGAAAACCAAAGCACAAAACCCACAUUCGACAGUACGAUCAAGCAGUCCUCUAGUUUUUGGCCAAAGACGGCGGAAGUCGAUGUAAAGAUCGUGGGAUCUGAAGCUAUGAUUCGAGUUCAAAGUCCGGAUAUAAAUUAUCCGGCCGCCAGAUUGAUGGAUGCUCUUCGAGACCUAGAGCUUCAUGUUCACCAUGCAAGCGUAUCGAACGUCAACGAUCUAAUGCUUCAAGAUAUUGUCGUCAAAGUUCCCACCGGAAUAUUUAUAAGCGAGGAAGUGCUUAGCAAUGCUAUCCUCCAAAGAUGCUCGUUGAACUAGCUCUCGGGUCACCGGUGAGAUGCUCUUUUUGUCUUCUUUCUUCUCAUGUUUAGAUGUUCAUGCAAUUAUUUAACCUCUUCCACAUGGUCCACCAUCUUGCAUGCACCAAGCGGUGAAACAAUUGAUCAAUGUUGUUAGCACUUGAGUACAGUUAAUAAACUAGCUUGUUAUAUGCAUGAA
Hibiscus syriacus is the source of this 1669-nucleotide messenger RNA. Its product is annotated as transcription factor MYC1-like. The record is from RefSeq and is a predicted model, not a curated record. The transcript has a single exon. Gene Ontology annotation, molecular function: protein dimerization activity; transcription cis-regulatory region binding; DNA-binding transcription factor activity. Gene Ontology annotation, cellular component: nucleus. Lineage: Eukaryota; Viridiplantae; Streptophyta; Magnoliopsida; Malvales; Malvaceae. Gene Ontology annotation, biological process: regulation of DNA-templated transcription. Bases 119 to 1489 code for a protein of 456 amino acids.